AUGUGGAGGCAGACUGGCGGCUGCGACGGCACUGGGGGGCCCCGGGAGCCGGAGAAGGACCAGCUCUGCUCGUUCGAGGUCCCCGCGGGGGCGUCCGGCUUCUGCGACUGCGACGGCGACGGCCUCAAGGGCCGCUCGGAAAUCCAGUUCAGGCUCCAGCACGUCGUUUAUGUCAUUAACGGCUGA
Prorocentrum cordatum is the source of this 186-nucleotide messenger RNA. The record is from the annotation of a GenBank genome assembly. Lineage: Eukaryota; Dinophyceae; Prorocentrales; Prorocentraceae.